Jatropha curcas is the source of this 2432-nucleotide messenger RNA. It is a transcript of the gene CARAB-AK-LYS, whose product is annotated as Aspartate kinase family protein. Gene Ontology annotation, cellular component: chloroplast stroma; cytosol. The record is from RefSeq and is a predicted model, not a curated record. Lineage: Eukaryota; Viridiplantae; Streptophyta; Magnoliopsida; Malpighiales; Euphorbiaceae. Gene Ontology annotation, biological process: L-homoserine biosynthetic process. Gene Ontology annotation, molecular function: aspartate kinase activity.
CUUAUGUACAAGUUUACCACCAUAGUGGGCCACCCAAUACUUCACAAACUCAAAUCUUGACCGCCACCAUAAUCUUCAGGUCAGGAGAGGGAGAGAGUGUUUAAAAAGAAAACAGCAUAUGAAAAACAACAAAUAGACACUGACGAGAAACCAAGUUUUUGCGUUCAAAAGAAGGCGCCGCCGCGUCAGUUCAUUUCUUCGGUUUCUCUUCAAAGCCGCGGAAAUAAACUAUCCUUGAGUCUCUGAAGGAAUUGCAGAAAUCAAAUAACCGUAAACUCUAAAACCGACAUUCGCUAGAAGCUCAGUUUUGCAUUUCCUUUUUCGCUUGGGAGCUCGGUCUCGAAGAUCGAGUUCCUGAAAGUGAAUCUAUUGCUUUAUUCGUCGAAAUUUCUUUUUGAAUUGAAUUAGUAAGGUUAGUUUAGUUGAUCUAAAAUGGCAACUACCUUGCAUUUUUGUGGUGGCAAAGUUGCUUAUUCAGUUUUGCUAAAGAGACCAUUGCAUUGCCCAGCCUUGUUGUCACAGCAACGCCUUGAUUUUGCGGACUCUGUGGCUAAGAGUUCUGGAUUUUGUGCGAGAGUAAAAUUUUCUUGUACGAGUAAUAGACUUUUGAAAAUUAGUUGUGAGAGACGAACUGUUGAUGUCCUUGAAAGGAAUAAAACUGAGUAUUUUAGCGAUGUUAGUACCGAACCUGAUAAACAAUUAACUUGUGUAAUGAAAUUUGGUGGCUCGUCCGUUGCAUCUGCUGAGAGGAUGAAAGAAGUUGCUGACCUUAUACUUAGCUUCCCAAAUGAGAGACCUGUCAUUGUUCUAUCAGCAAUGGGAAAGACAACUAACAAACUUUUGCUGGCUGGAGAAAGGGCUGUUUCCUGUGGUGUAACUAAUGUAGAGACUAUUGAUGAACUGAGCUUCAUCAAGGAAUUGCACCUAAGGACAGUAGAUGAGCUGGAAGUAGACAAGUCAGUUAUCGAACCUCACCUAGAAGAACUGGAGCAACUUUUGAAGGGAGUUGCUAUGAUGAAAGAGCUGACUCCUCGAACAAGAGACUACUUGGUUUCAUUUGGCGAAUGCAUGUCCACAAGGAUAUUUGCUGCGUAUUUGAAUAAAAUUGGUGCAAAAGCCCGCCAAUACGAUGCCUUCGAUAUUGGUUUUAUCACCACAGAUGACUUCACGAAUGCAGACAUUCUUGAAGCAACUUAUCCAGCAGUUGCAAAGAGGCUAUAUGGGGAUUGGAUCAGUGAUCCAGCAAUUCCAAUUGUUACUGGUUUCCUUGGGAAGGGCUGGAGAUCUUGUGCCAUUACUACAUUGGGCAGGGGUGGUAGUGAUUUGACAGCCACAACAAUUGGAAAAGCAUUGAGUUUGCGAGAGAUUCAGGUGUGGAAAGAUGUUGACGGUGUUUUAACAUGUGAUCCUAAUAUAUAUCCAGCUGCGGAACCUGUGCCAUACUUGACAUUUGAUGAGGCAGCUGAACUUGCAUAUUUUGGAGCACAGGUCCUGCAUCCACAAUCCAUGAGACCUGCUAGGGAAGGUGAUAUUCCUGUUAGGGUUAAGAAUUCUUACAACCCAAAUGCUCCAGGAACUCUCAUAACGAGAGCAAGAGAUAUGAGAAAGGCAGUACUAACUAGCAUUGUUCUGAAACGGAAUGUGACUAUGUUGGAUAUUGUUAGCACUCGUAUGCUUGGUCAAUUUGGCUUUCUUGCCAAGGUAUUCUCAAUCUUUGAAGAUCUGGGCAUAUCGGUUGAUGUUGUAGCAACUAGUGAAGUUAGUAUUUCCUUGACACUGGAUCCAUCAAAAGUUUGGAGCAGGGAACUCAUUCAGCAGGCAAGCGAACUCGACCAUGUUGUGGAAGAGCUAGAGAAGAUUGCUGUAGUCAAUCUCCUUCAGCAUAGAUCAAUUAUUUCUCUUAUUGGGAAUGUUCAGAGGUCAUCAUUGAUAUUGGAGAAGGUAUUCAAUGUUCUUCGAACCAAUGGUGUCAAUGUUCAGAUGAUAUCGCAAGGUGCAUCUAAGGUUAAUAUCUCAUUAAUUGUGAAUGACGACGAAGCAGAGCAGUGUGUCAGAUCACUCCACAAAACAUUCUUUGAAACAGACAUUUCUGAAUUGGAUUAAGUAUGUCUGACUAUAAUUAUGCCUCAACUUUAUCAAAUGAUAAAGUGCUUGUUUUUCGAGCAAUUUUUUCAAGUUUAAGGAAUUCUCUCCCUCUUCCCAGAUUAAUGUAGCAUUUAGCAAAAGUCAUUGUAUUUCGAGUAAUUUGAAAUUUUGGUUGUGAAUUGUGAUGUUUUAAGCUGAAACCGAUGAUUAAAUGUUAAAGUUGUGUUGUAACAGUAGUGAUACCUUUCUGGUUUUGCCUUUAAGAUCCAUCUGUUUAAAAUUUUGUAAACAUUGAGCACUCGAAUGGAUAGUCAAACAAAUGCUUGAAAGAAUGCGCUUGAAGGCUA